ACGCUCUUCAUUCUUCCCUGCUCAGUUUGCAGUAAUUGUCCGUUCACUCGGCCAGCAACACUCGCUCCACUCUCAAUACAAAGGGAUCUUGGUUAAUGCUAUAAUAUCGUCUUUAAUUAAUUAAUCCUCCAACACUCGCUACCAGCUCGACAAGUUUUACGACUCGGGAAAAAGCACAUAAUCAACACCUUAAUCACAGACAUUUCGCCAUGUCUCCCUCCUCUAUAAUGAAGCAAGGACUCGCCACCGCUGUCCUUGCCGCUCUUCCUCUCGCUCGUGCCCAGGGCACUACACCACCAAAGCUUACAGCAGACUGUAACGAUGUAGCCAUCUUUAUGGCUCGCGGCAACGAUGCCCCUUACAGCGAUGGACGUACUUCACCUUUCCGUGACGCUAUCUGUGCAAAGUUCCAAGCUCAGGGAAACUCUUGCGACUACAUGGACAUCGUCUUCGACGCAACCCUCGGAGCAGAAUUCUGCCCUACCAUCCAGGAGGGUGCCAGCAAUGGAGUCAGGCAAAUCACAGAGUACAACGCCAAAUGCCCAAGCACACUGGUUGUCAUCAACGGUUACUCACAGGGUGCCAUGGUUGCCGGCUCUCUGCUCAGUGGAGGAGGAGACGAUGCCUGCAAUGUUGAUGCCGUUACUACGGGCCUCAACCCUGCUUCUGCGGCUGGUCAGGCGGUCAAGGCUGCCCUUAUCUGGGGUGACGUCAAGCACACUGCCAACCAGGCAUACAAUGUCCUCGAUGGCGCAAGCAAGGACGUCUGGCCUCGUACUGGUUCCAACCUCGACCGUCUCAACGCCUACUCUUCGGUCCUGCGCUCGUACUGCGCUGCUGGUGACCCAGUAUGUGCUGGUGGCAGCGUCGUUGCUGACCACUUGAACUACUUCGAACUCUACACCGAAGAAGCCUCAUCAUGGAUUGUGGGCAAGCUGACACCUCUCUUGGUUAAGCCUGCUACCUCCAGCACACCUACCCCAACUCCUACUCCCACUCCCACUCCUACUCCUACCCCUACCCCUACCCCUACCCCUACCCCUGAGGUCCCUACCGAAGUCCCAGCCACAACCGAGACCCCAAGCUCCACUGAUGAUGCUACUACUGUCACUCUCAGUACCGUCAAGAAGCCCGUCUCUACCCCAGUCACCUUCUCGACCAUGGUCUCCUCUUACGUCCCAGGCGUAACUGCCACUGUCAACGCAACCUCAGUCGUUCCCGCCGAGCCUUCCACCGCCUACCCGGUCACUAUGAUCCCCAAGCCCUCUGCACCAUGGGGUAACUCUACCGCCCCUUACGGUAACUCGACCCUUCCAGUCACCGGCAGCAUCAUCAUUCCUAGCAAGCCAGCCGAGACCCCUUACCUUCCUGGUGUGCCCGCUGAGACUCCCUCUUACCCGGGCGCCGGCGAGACUCCUUACCACCCCGGUGCGCCGCAGACCCCAGGUGCACCCGCUCCUGCGCCUGCUCCCACUGCGGCUCCCGGAUACCCUGCGGUUCCCAACGCCUGCCCUCCUGCAGUUGUCUACGAGACCGUAACGUCGGUUGUGUACAUGUACGUAUAGGGGGUCGAUAGAGACGAUGUUAAGUUAUGAAUGAAUGAUGGAUCACUGGGUACUUAGAUAGUUGUCGCGUUUCUUAUUGUAAAUAAUACCCUUGCGAUAAUACAAAACUACUUCA
Pyrenophora tritici-repentis Pt-1C-BFP is the source of this 1680-nucleotide messenger RNA. The record is from RefSeq and is a predicted model, not a curated record. Lineage: Eukaryota; Fungi; Ascomycota; Dothideomycetes; Pleosporales; Pleosporaceae.